Molecule: messenger RNA, 276 nt
Organism: Paracoccidioides lutzii Pb01
Exons: 1
Coding region: 1-276 (91 amino acids)
Source: RefSeq, a predicted model, not a curated record
AUGAUGUUGAACCUUCUAGCCCAAGUGUUGCCGGCGCGAUCCAAGGUAGGCACUCUUCAUUCAAGUGAAGAUCUUCUAGGUAACCUGCAGAUCGAAGAUGAGAUGUAUUCUCCAGAUUCAGCUGCGCCAGACCUCAGGCCCUGCAGGGAAGCCUCAAGUGAGAAACCCUCCUGCUUCCAGCAGAUUAAGGUGACUCUACAGUGGUAUUCUGCCAAGCUGAAGGACCGCGCCCCACCAACUCGAAAGUUAAGGCCUCCAAAAUGUAGAUGCUGUUGA